Lolium perenne is the source of this 1111-nucleotide messenger RNA. RefSeq lists its product as uncharacterized. Lineage: Eukaryota; Viridiplantae; Streptophyta; Magnoliopsida; Poales; Poaceae. The record is from RefSeq and is a predicted model, not a curated record. Gene Ontology annotation, molecular function: protein binding.
GUGAGUAACUUCUUCAGCUCAGUUCCCACUGCGCGGAUUACGCAUCUCGCGCAGCGCCGCCACACAUGGCCGAUCUCCACCCGCCGGAGCCGGAGACCAACGGCGGCGCAGCCGCCCCCGCCGCCGCCGCCCCCACCGUCGCGCUGCCUGCUGCAGACCCCGCAGCUGAAGCCGCCGCGGCGGCGGAGCCCCCCGCGCCGCCCUACUCCAAGCGCCGCCGCCGCCCCAGCGUGCGCCUCGGCGACAUUGGCGUGCAGCAGCCCACCGCCACCGCCUCCGACGCGCGCCGCCCCCGCAAGCCGUCCCACUCGCGCCCGCCGCGCCGCGCGCACCCGGACGACAUCCUCGACCCCGCCGCCGCGGCCGCGCAGCGCCGCGGCCCCCCCAAGCUCGGCCAGCGCCGCCCGCGCACGGCCUGGGUCCCGGCGCCGCCCUCGGGGUACGAGGACGACGAGGGCCACUACUACGACGACGCCUACCAGUCCGACUCCGCCGCGGCCGCGCGGGCUAGGGUUUCCGAGGCCAGCGUCGACGAGUCGGACGGCGUCGCCGACUGGGGCCUCCCCAACGGGCGCCUCCCCGGGGCGGCCACCUCCUACGGCGGCGUCCGGGCGUGGCUGGACGGGCUCGGCCUCGCGCGGUACGCGCCCGUCUUCGAGAUCCACGAGGUCGACGACGAGGUGCUCCCGCUGCUCACCCUCGAGGACCUCAAGGACAUGGGCAUCGGCGCCGUUGGGUCCAGGAGGAAGCUCUUCGACGCCAUCCUCAAGCUCCGGACCGGCAGCGACACCGUCUCCUGAGCCCGCCCUUGGUUUUCAUAAAUAGCUUGGAUAAGUCAUAUUGGGCGGUUUGAUGUCAAGGGUGGAAGGAUAGGGUGAGGUAUCGAUACAUUGUAAGUUUAGAUGAUCGAGCCCAUCCUUUUACCCAAAGCCACAGUUUCUUUGUGAAAUGCCAUUUUCGACAUGCCAUGCUUCUCUCUCUCUCUCAAAUAUUAUAGUCUUAUGAGCAUUAUAUAAUUAUUGGUUCAGUUGUUUUGUGGGGAUGUGUAGUGCCCUAGACCUUAUGAGUGGAAUUAAAAAAGCUAAAGAAAACAAUUCAUGAUAUUUUACAA